Culicoides brevitarsis is the source of this 2155-nucleotide messenger RNA. It is a transcript of the gene PpD3, whose product is annotated as serine/threonine-protein phosphatase 5. The coding region runs from base 163 to 1593 and encodes 476 amino acids. The transcript is spliced from 8 exons. Lineage: Eukaryota; Metazoa; Arthropoda; Insecta; Diptera; Ceratopogonidae. The record is from RefSeq and is a predicted model, not a curated record. Gene Ontology annotation, molecular function: protein binding; hydrolase activity.
AUGCGAAUUUUGCAUGACAGCAGAAGAGUAACACGGUUCUCUUUUUUAAUUUCGGUGAAAUUUUUAUUUUCGCGAAAAUUCUGUGGAAAAACGCGUCAAAUCUCCACAUUCAACACAACCUUGCGUCGUUUUUAGUUUCCAUUACACUUUAAUUUCCCAUAAAUGGCUGAUCAAUUGAAGAAUGAGGCAAACGAGUGCUUUAAAAAAAAAGACUUUUCCAAGGCCAUCGAGCUGUAUACCAAAGCGAUUGAAGUCGAGACAGAUGCGAAAAAGUUGGCAGUUCUUUAUGCGAACCGGUCAUUUUCGCAUUUGAAGCAGGAAAGUUUCGGAUAUGCGCUCACAGAUGCUCAAACAGCGAUCAAAACUGACGCUUCUUACUUGAAAGGUUAUUAUCGACGAGCUGCUUCCCUUGUGGCACUCGGAAAGUUCAAACAAGCCCUCAUCGAUUACGAUAUUGUGUGCAAAAGGGCGCCGAAUGACGAAGAUGCCAAAACCAAGUACACGGAAUGCAAUAAAAUGGUCAAAAAACUCGCCUUUGAGAAGGCCAUCGCGGUAGACAAAGUCGAAAAGACGCUGUCGGAAAUGUUCAAAGACUUGGAAUCCAUUGCCAUUGAAGACGAUUAUACGGGACCUAAACUCGAAAAUGGCAAAGUAACGCUUACGUUCAUGGAAGAGCUGCUCGAGUGGUAUCGACAACAGAAAAAAUUGCAUCGCAAAUAUGCGUACAAAAUUCUUUGUGAUGUUGAGACCUAUUUCCGCACCCAACCAACUCUCGUGGAUGUCCCAAUUCCAGAUGAUAAAAAAUUCACCGUUUGCGGCGACAUUCACGGGCAAUUCUACGAUCUCUUGAACAUUUUCAAGAUCAAUGGAUUGCCAUCGGAGGAAAAUCCGUACUUGUUUAAUGGCGAUUUCGUCGAUAGAGGAUCCUUCUCCGUCGAAUGCAUCUUUACGCUCUUCGGUUUCAAACUUUUGUAUCCAAAUCACUUUUUCAUGGCACGCGGCAACCACGAAACAAUUAACAUGAAUCAGAUGUAUGGCUUCACGGGAGAAGUUCUCGCAAAAUACAACAGUACAAUGGCUGACAUGUUCACGCAAGUCUAUAAUUGGCUGCCUUUGUGUCAUUGUCUGAAUAAGCGUGUACUUUGCAUGCAUGGCGGAUUGUUUUCGGGUGACAAUGUGAAGUUGGAUGACAUCCGAAAGAUCGAACGAAAUCGACAACCGCCCGAAGAAGGCAUUUUUUGCGAAUUAUUGUGGUCUGAUCCACAAAAUUUGCCGGGCAGAGGCGCCUCAAAACGUGGCGUGGGAAUCCAAUUUGGACCCGAUAUUACUCACAAGUUCUUGGCAAACAACAAUUUGGACUAUCUCAUUCGAAGUCACGAGGUAAAAGACUCUGGAUAUGAAGAAGCCCAUGAUGGCAAAUGCAUCACUGUGUUUUCAGCUCCUAAUUACUGUGAUACUAUGGGAAAUUUAGGUGCAUUUAUCACACUCAAUGGAAAAGACAUGAAACCACAAUAUACUACAUAUGAAGCUGUGCCUCAUCCUCCCGUCAAACCAAUGGCGUACGCACAAAACUUGAUGAACCUCAUAUUAUGAACAACGAGCAAAUUCUCUCAAAUGACGACGUGCAUCACGUUGCUUUUUCAAUGGUAUCAAAGAAAUUCCCAGUUACAAAUUGUAUUACUACAGGAACAGAUAAUAAUAAUGAAAUACACAAAAAACCAGUCUUUAAUUAAAACUUCUUUUUUUUCGUUAAUAAUAGUCACGCUGAAGCUUAAUUGUUUGAUAAAAAUAGAAAAAUAAUAUGUAAUUAAUAUUAAAUGUAAGAAUAUUUGCUACUAUUGAAAAGAGAAUUCGAGCAAAAAAGUAAUAAAAAUAGAAUAAUUUACGAAUAAGUGCGCUCAUACGUAGAAAAAUAAUAGACUACAAAAAAUACACAUAGGAGAUUGGAGCAGUUGGUGAAGCAGAAUUUAGUGGUUUUUAGGGGAAAUCGACACAAACAGCACUCGCGCGUAUAUUUGCUAAUUUUGUAAUCCAAAGUAAACUUUAAUAAAGAUAAUAAUGAAUAAAUAAAAAGUAUGUAGGAUGAAGAUCGAUUGUAAAAAAAAAUUGUGAGGCAAAUUAAGAAAACAAUAAAGAAUUGUGACAAAAAAGUAGU